Lepisosteus oculatus (spotted gar) is the source of this 2722-nucleotide messenger RNA. It is a transcript of the gene ehhadh, whose product is annotated as enoyl-CoA, hydratase/3-hydroxyacyl CoA dehydrogenase. Gene Ontology annotation, biological process: fatty acid beta-oxidation. NCBI's taxonomy places the organism in Eukaryota, Metazoa, Chordata, Actinopteri, Semionotiformes, Lepisosteidae. Gene Ontology annotation, molecular function: NAD+ binding; (3S)-3-hydroxyacyl-CoA dehydrogenase (NAD+) activity. Gene Ontology annotation, cellular component: peroxisome. The record is from RefSeq and is a predicted model, not a curated record.
GAAAUUUAAAAAGUAUAAAAAAAAAUAAUGGUGUGGAAUUUUACUUGUGUAAACUCGGGAGUUUGACCUAUCUGACUAGCUGUGUGCACUCAUAUCUUCCUUUUGGGGCAACUAAAAAACAUAAGGUUAAAUGUUUUGGUUGGCAGACUACAUUUACGUAUUGCGGUGAGGAUCUCACCUGGUUAAAGUUCAAGGUUUCGUAGGUAUUUCACUAGCGCAUCUGUUAGUGGAACGAUAGUAUUAUCAGUCUCUGUGGAAAACAAAAUGGCAGUUUAUACUCGCAUUCCUGGCUCCGUUGCUGUAAUAACGUUGACUAACCCACCCGUCAAUGCACUCAGCUCCACAGUACGUAAGGCCAUCAGUCAGACAGUAAGCAGAGCUGGUGCUGACUCAGAAGUAAAAGCUGUUGUGCUGUGUGGAGACAACAGGAUGUUUUGUGCUGGGGCGGAUAUCCGGGAGUUCUCGGGGACGAUGUCCGGCCCAGCCCUGGUGCCCCUGAUCGACGAGAUUGAGGGCGGCGAGAAGCCCGUGGUGGCAGCAAUAGAGGGCGUGGCCCUGGGGGGUGGGCUGGAGCUGGCUCUGGGCUGUCAUUACCGCAUCGCUCACUCCGAGGCUCGGGUAGGACUCCCAGAAGUCACGCUGGGUCUUCUUCCGGCUGCAGGGGGCACACAACGCUUGCCCCGGCUCACUGGGAUUCCUGCUGCUCUGGAACUCAUUACUACAGGGCGGCAUGUGUCUGCUCCAGAAGCCCUGAAGCUGGGGAUAGUGGACAAAGUGACCGAUGGGAAUGUCAGAGAGGUGGCAGUGGAGUUUGCCCGCUCAAUAGCCGGCCAUCCCUUGGGCCCUCGGAGGGUGAGCUCAUGGCCGGUUCACUGCCCACCAGACUUGGGUCGUCUGCUGGAGGAAGCUCUGACAAGGAUCAGACAGAGCUCACGAGGGGCCAUGGCGCCCGUGGCCUGUGUGCAGGCCCUGAGGGCAGCAGCAACUCUGUCCUUCACCCAGGGCAUGGAGAUGGAGAAGGCACUGAUGGCCACCCUAUUUAACUCUGGCCAGGCCCGUGCACUGCAGUACCUCCAUUUUGCCCAGAGAGCUGUGGGGAAAUGGAGCAUGCCCAGUGGAGCAUGCUGGCACAACACCAAGCCCAGACCUUUCCACAAGGCAGGUGUCAUAGGGCUAGGAACCAUGGGGAAGGGGAUUGCUGUUUCCCUGAUUAGAGCAGGUAUCUCGGUCAUUGCUGUGGAAAUGGGGGAGAAACAGCUUGAGGUGGGGAGGAAGGCUGUCAAUGCCAUGGUGGAACGAAACGCAAGGAAACUAGGAAAGGCACCAGCAUUGGCGCUCAUCGACUUUACCCUCAACCUCCAGGACCUGUGUGACGCUGACCUGGUGAUUGAAGCCGUCUUUGAGGACAUGAAUCUGAAGAAACAGAUCUUCAGGGAGCUGUCUUCAGUCUGCAGGCCCAGUGCCUUGCUAUGCAGCAACACCUCUGGGCUGGAUAUUGAUGAGAUUGCCUCUGUGACUUGCAGGCCUGAACUGGUGGUUGGAACACAUUUCUUUGCUCCAGCUCAUGUGAUGAAAUUGCUGGAGGUUGUCCGUGGAUCUCGCACCUCCCCUGUGACGGUGGCAACAGCAAUGCAGCUGGGAAAGCAGCUUGACAAGAUUGGAGUCUUGGUGGGCAAUUGCUCAGGUUUUGUAGGAAACCGCAUGUUGAGGCCUUACACAGAGCAAGCAUACUUCCUCCUGGAAGAAGGAGCCAGGCCAGAGCAAGUUGAUCAGGUACUGGAAGAGUUUGGCUUUGCCAUGGGCAUUUUCAAGAUGAGUGACCUUUCAGGACUGGAUGUGGGAUGGAGGGUGCGGAAGGAACUUGGGCUGACAGGUCUCAUACUACCCUCUGGAGCAGCACCACGCAUCCGAUCAGGACACAGGUAUAGCCCUCUCCCAGAUAUCCUGUGUGAGAAAGGGCGGUUUGGCCAGAAGUCAGGUUGGGGCUGGUACUUGUAUGACAAGCCAGGAGGCAGAGUUGCCACACCUGAUCCAUGGCUUGAGACCUUCUUGGAAGAGUACAGAAAUAUACAUGGCAUCCGUGCACGCCGCAUUGACCCCCAGGAGAUCCUGGAGCGUUGUCUCUACUCUCUCAUCAAUGAGGGCUUUUGCAUCUUGGAAGAAGGGAUUGCAGCAAUGCCAGAGGACAUUGAUGCCAUCUAUGUGUUUGGUUACAGUUGGCCAAGACAUAGGGGGGGGCCCAUGUUCUAUGCAAGUAUGGUGGGGCUGCCCAGAGUGCUAGAGAAGCUGGAGCAUUACCAUCAGGCUCACCCUGACGUUCCCCAGCUAGAACCCAGUGGCCUGCUGAGGAAGCUGGUUGCCAGUGGGAGCCCUCCGAUCCAGCAGUGGGGACAGGUGAUCAAGAAACAUAGAAGUCACCUUUAAAAGACGCACCUGUGGAAAAGGUCUCAGCUAUUUGGUUCAUUAUGGGAUAAUGCGGGCACAAUUGAACUACAUUUAGAGAUUCAUAAGAAGCUUAUCUUCUGGGAAAGCCUUCAUGUUCGCUUUAGCCUUUCCUUAAUGACUACAGUAUACUUUACUUUUGUAUUCAGCUACAUUAAACAAUUGCUUGAUUUAUGCUUUGUGGUAAUUGGGGAAUUUACAUUAACCAGUGCACACCGCACCAUUAGCACAGAUUUAAACUCUGUGGUUGUUUUUUUUCAUUUUUAUUGCGUUUCAAAAU